Messenger RNA from Capsicum annuum, 1321 nucleotides. RefSeq names its product mediator of RNA polymerase II transcription subunit 6. Gene Ontology annotation, biological process: regulation of transcription by RNA polymerase II. The transcript has 5 exons. The record is from RefSeq and is a predicted model, not a curated record. Gene Ontology annotation, molecular function: transcription coactivator activity. Gene Ontology annotation, cellular component: mediator complex; core mediator complex. Bases 271 to 1014 code for a protein of 247 amino acids. NCBI's taxonomy places the organism in Eukaryota, Viridiplantae, Streptophyta, Magnoliopsida, Solanales, Solanaceae.
AUUAUGUAAUAUUAUGUGAUGCUAAUAAAUGGUUAUCCUACUUAAAAAAAAAAAAAAAAAUUGCUUACUUUUUAGGAGUCUCUGAAAACAAAUUAGUAAAUUCUUUUCCUUUUUUUCUGUGAAUUUAUUCAAUGAUUAUUUACUUGACAAGAAGUCAGAAAAAGCAAUUUCACAAGUAUGAAUUUCUUUCCCCCCAAAUUACUAGUUUGAUCUUUCAAUCUUGUUUAAUUACUCUAGUCCUAUUACUGGUAAAAGUAAUCAAAGAGCCAGAUGGCGACGACGCCGAUGAUGCCGCCGAACGCCGACGGAAGUGCACCGGCGGCGCCACCCCUACCUGGAACGGACAUGACGAGCAUAUGCUUCAGAGACCAGCUGUGGCUGAAUACAUAUCCACUUGACAGAAACCUAGUGUUCGACUAUUUUGCACUUUCCCCUUUCUACGAUUGGACUUGCAACAACGAACAACUCCGUGCCCGCGCCAUCCACCCCCUCGAUUUUUCUCAUAUCUCGAAAAUGACAGGUGUAGAAUACACGCUGAGUGAAGUAAUGGAGCCUCAUCUCUUUGUCAUCCGCAAGCAAAAGAGGGAUAGUCCUGAGAAGGUCACACCGAUGCUGACUUAUUACAUCUUGGAUGGUUCAAUAUACCAAGCUCCACAGCUCUGCAACGUGUUUGCAUCUCGUCUUGGGCGUGCUCUAUAUCAUAUAUCAAAAGCUUUCGGUACUGCUUCCUCAAAGUUGGAAAAGAUUGGAUAUGUGGAUUCUGAAAAUGAUAGUCCAGCUUCUGAAGCUAAGCCCGCCAAAGAGGCCAUUGACUUCAAGGAACUUAAGCGAGUUGAUCACAUCCUUGCUUCUCUACAACGGAAGCUACCACCUGUACCUGCGCCUCCACCUUUCCCAGAAGGCUAUGCACCCCCUUCCACUUCAGAACCCUCUGAAAACCAGCAACCAGAAGCUCAACUGCCACCAAUUGAUCCUAUUAUUGAUCAAGGCCCCUCAAAGAGAAUGAAGGUAUGAGAAGGGAGUGGUUUGUCAACCAAUGCAUAGGAGCAAGAACCUAUUAGAUAAGGUUGUCUGAAGCUAAAUGAUUACUGACAUUUAGGGAAGAAGUAAAAUGAUUAGUCUGAAGUUAUUGGUAAAUUCAUUAUUUCUAUCAUUUCUUGGUUCCAUUGCCAAGUUUGAGUUUGUACAAGAAGCAGCACACAGUAAUUUACUGAAGAUGUCCUAAUUCAGACCGAUUGCAUAGUUACGAACUCAAAAUGUUCAAGUCCCCUCUUGCUUUUAAACAACAAUAUAAAGAAAGAAGGCUUGGAGUAUUGAGAAA